AUGGCCAACUAUCUCGCCUCCAUAUUCGGUACAGAACAAGACAAAGUCAACUGCUCUUUCUACUACAAGAUUGGCGCCUGCCGCCAUGGCGACCGCUGUUCACGAAAACAUGUCAAACCAUCAUAUUCGCAGACCAUUCUCCUACCUAACCUCUACCAGAAUCCAGCUUACGCACCAGGCAAUAAGAUGACUCCAUCGCAGCUACAAAAUCAUUUUGACGCUUUCUACGAGGAUUUCUGGUGCGAAAUGUGUAAAUACGGCGAGAUUGAAGAAGUGGUAGUGUGUGACAACAACAACGACCACUUGAUCGGAAACGUAUAUGCACGGUUCAAGUACGAGGAGGACGCGCAGACUGCCUGCGACGCGCUAAACAGCCGGUGGUAUGCAGCUAGGCCGAUAUAUUGCGAAUUGAGUCCAGUCACCGAUUUUCGAGAAGCAUGCUUGGUGAAGGUUGUGUAA
Lithohypha guttulata is the source of this 459-nucleotide messenger RNA. RefSeq lists its product as uncharacterized. The transcript is spliced from 2 exons. Lineage: Eukaryota; Fungi; Ascomycota; Eurotiomycetes; Chaetothyriales; Trichomeriaceae. Gene Ontology annotation, molecular function: metal ion binding; pre-mRNA 3'-splice site binding. Gene Ontology annotation, cellular component: spliceosomal complex; U2AF complex. The record is from RefSeq and is a predicted model, not a curated record. Gene Ontology annotation, biological process: mRNA splicing, via spliceosome. Bases 1 to 459 code for a protein of 152 amino acids.